AUGGCCCGAUCAAUGCCUGGUUACUCUCUGUUGGUCUAUCUUCUCUACUUUGUCUUGUUUCAUGCUGUGUUUGCACAGGGACCUGCUUUUCCUCAGCCUGCAUUCCCACAGCCGGCGUUUCCUCAGCCUGCAUUGCGACAGCCAGCAUUUCCGCAGCCUGCUGCUCCUCAACCUGCUUUUCCUCAGCCAGCCUUUCCUCAGCCUGGAGCUCUUCAGCCUGCAUUCCCACAGCCAGCAUUUCCGCAGCCUCCAGCUCCUCAGCCUGCUUUCCCUCAACCUGCAGCUCCUCAACCUGCAUUCCCGCAGCCAGCCUUUCCUCAGCCAGCAUUCCCUCAGCCAGCAGCACCCCAACCUGCAUUCCCUCAACCAGCAGCGCCCCAACCGGCGACCCCGCAGCCCGCACCCGCCCAGCCAGGUGGUAGCGGCACCCCAGCCUCAGGCUCAGGCUCUACACCUUCUUACGAGGUAGUCGACACACCCAGCUGCCCCAAAAAUCACGACAAAGUCUACGUCGCGCCCGACGGGAGCUGGUUCCGCCUGCAGUGCGACUUCCACGGCUGGUACGCGCCGGCAACGCACAUCGAGGCAGCAAGCUACCACGAAUGCCUCAACAAAUGCAGCGAAGUCGAGGGCUGCGGCGCGAUCGUGUGGGACCACUUGAACGGGAAGACGUGCUCGCUCAUGUUUGGCGCCGGCGUCGUCUCGAAGGCCGGGGAUACGCCAUGCCCGAACCAUGAUUAUGCGUACUUGAUUGAUCCGCCGACCGCGGAGCAGCAGGAUGAUAUGAUUAUUCUCUGUUCGGGGCAGUGUCCGUGGGCGCAGGGGCAGCAUCUGCCGACGGCGUUUGGGAGGGUGUUUCGAGCGACGUGUGGAAUGCGCCAUGGGACGGCGUACAUUGCGCCGCCGCUUACCAAGGAGACGCUGAAGGAGUGUGUUGAUGCCUGUGCGGCGGUGCUGGCGUGUCACAGUGUCGAUUACCAUGAGAGGAACCGGAGGUGCUACCUCUCCAACCACCAGGGCGAGCCGACGAUUCCUGCCGCGGGCUUCAGCAGCGCGUAUGAUGUUGGAUGUGCCGGCGGCUGCAGCGGAGCUGGGGGUGGAUGCUGCGGGGGAACGAACAUGAACAGCGGGGAGCCGUUGAUCCCAUACUGCCCUACGCGACCUGGGCGCAUCUUCGAGGCGAACGGAGUUCGCUUCCGGAUUAUCUGCGACAUGGCAUAUGUAUCGUCAACGGUCAAGCCCAUUCCGGGCGUGAAGGGGCCAGAGGAGUGCGCGUCUCUCUGUGCGGAUGACUCGACGUGCCAGGGCGCCAACUGGCACUUUGCUCAGGAAUACUGCUCGCAUCACUUUGUGUAUAGUGGGCAGCCGCCGCCGACUGCGAGUCCCGGGUUCGUUACGUUUAGGCCGCUGCAGGAGCGGAAGUGA
This is a messenger RNA of Aspergillus calidoustus, 1425 nucleotides long. Lineage: Eukaryota; Fungi; Ascomycota; Eurotiomycetes; Eurotiales; Aspergillaceae. The record is from the annotation of a GenBank genome assembly.